GAAGCUCAUUCUUUGAAUCAGUUGGACCGCAAACUUCCGCGAUCCCACAAGUCUCGUUUAGAAGUGCGUCAAAAGUUUUCAAUUCGAUCAAUAGACCGAAAACUGGCUUGGUCAAUGGCUUCACAUGAGGAAGGCCGAGGCUUAAGAAAAAGUCGCUCACAUGGCUCGAUUUUAAACGGUAUUGCAGCCGGACAAUUCGUUCCGUAUUCUUCGUAUAGCCGUCAAUUGCCUCCACCCACGGCUCCGUCCAGUUACAUCCCGGAAAGUUGGUCAUAUAGGGCGGCUCCACCCACCGAAAUGACCCAUUCCAUGUGGCUGAGUCGCCAUCAGGUCGGUACCCCCAAUCACACGGGUUGGACUAUCAAUGAACGAGGCAAUCGUGUUUGGAUGAAGUUUGAGCCUUUCACCCCCACUUUGUUCCCCGUGAAGGAGACUCGUUUCUACAAGCCCAAGCUCCAUAGGAUGGAUUUCCUUCAAAAGCGGACCAAAAACCCGCACGGAUCCAGAUAUCUGUUCUAGUUUGGGCCAAGCAUCCAAGUUCGAGGCACCUUUAUUUUUGAUAGGAUUUUAAUUUUCCUCUUGGAUCACAAUCCAAUAAAUCAGAAGUUGGAAUGAUUCCCACGAAAAACG
Tigriopus californicus is the source of this 630-nucleotide messenger RNA. RefSeq lists its product as uncharacterized. The record is from RefSeq and is a predicted model, not a curated record. The coding region runs from base 115 to 519 and encodes 134 amino acids. The transcript has 2 exons. NCBI's taxonomy places the organism in Eukaryota, Metazoa, Arthropoda, Copepoda, Harpacticoida, Harpacticidae.